CCGCAGGCCUGGCCGAGGCUGCCCGGAGUCCGGGCCACAGGGCUUAGGAGACCUCGAGUCAGAUCUGCGAACGGGUGUUUGGCGGAUGCUUCUGGUCCUGCUUCCCGGCUCAAAGCUGACUCUGCACGGACACGGUGACAUGAGGCGCCCACCACAGAUCCACCUUCUGGCCUUCUCCUUCCUCUGCAUCCUCUCCAAGGUGUGUGCCCAGCUGUGCCCGACACCGUGUGCCUGCCCCUGGCCACCACCCCGAUGCCCGUUCGGGGUUCCCCUGGUGCUGGAUGGUUGUGGCUGCUGCAGGGUCUGUGCACGGCGGCUGGGAGAGCCCUGCGACCAUCUCCACGUCUGUGACCCCAGCCAGGCCCUGGCCUGCCAGCUCGGAGCUGGCCCUGAUGGCCGGAGGGCCAUGUGCCUUUGUAAGCAGGUUUGCGGGACUCCUGGAGGGUGUGUGUGGGAUGUCACGGCCAUGGUAUGGAGCCAAACAGCAGCUUUCGACUCUCCUUUCACCCCUCCUCCACUCAGCUGAGACUGGGGGCCCAUAGGUCCCGGGUCCACUGCCUGUCUCUCUCCUCUUGGCCUCUGCUUGGACCAUGCAGCCCCAUCUGAACAACCUUCCCUACCCCUGCCUGUCCUAGUCACAGUCCACAUUCAAAACCAAGCCCAAAUAUCUUCUCCCCUGAGAAAUUCUCCCAGACUCUUCAACCCAGAAAACAUCACCCCCUUCAGAGACUCUUGUCACACUGAUGGAAACAAAAAGGCAACCCUUAUUUAGGACAUAGCAUGUGUCAGACACUGGGGGGAGUGCUUACUGCACAAGUCACACAAACCUCCUAACAAUCCUGUGAGACUAAGUACUGUUAGACCUAUUUUACCAAUGAGGAAACUGAGGUUCAGUGGUAUUAGCUGACAGGCUUCAUGUCACAUGGCUCGGAACCUUUUCAAAUAAAUUCAAGCAAAUUCCACUCUGCCUCCUGGACUGGGCACUUUGAACGAUGGUUUGAGUCCUGGGUCUGCUAUUUCCCAGCGACCUUGGGCAUGCGACAUUCCACACCACGCUCCCUAGGCCUUGGCAUCCUCUGAUGCUUUAGAGCAGGGCUUGGCAACUGUGCUGCGGUGACUCCGGUCUAUAGAUAGUUCUUGUCUGCAGGGAGUUGUCCUGUGCAGUGUGGGACACUUAACAGCGCCCCAGUUUGACCUGCUAGAUGCCAGUCUCAACCCUCUCACCCUUCCUGAGUCACGGCAGUCUGUUUUCAGACACUGCCAAGUGCCCCCGCGGCAUCUAUACCCCAGUAGAAACCUACGGCUGUGGAGAAAUAGAAAAAGAUGAGAGCUUUUUUUUCAAAUAAUAAGCUUUGUAGAACAAUUUGCCU
Molecule: messenger RNA, 1370 nt
Organism: Fukomys damarensis (Damara mole-rat)
Lineage: Eukaryota; Metazoa; Chordata; Mammalia; Rodentia; Bathyergidae
Gene: Ccn5
Product: cellular communication network factor 5
Exons: 3
Coding region: 86-526 (146 amino acids)
Biological process (GO): cell adhesion; signal transduction
Cellular component (GO): extracellular matrix; extracellular region
Molecular function (GO): heparin binding; integrin binding
Source: RefSeq, a predicted model, not a curated record